This is a messenger RNA of Fundulus heteroclitus (mummichog), 6863 nucleotides long. It is a transcript of the gene oxsr1b, whose product is annotated as oxidative stress responsive kinase 1b. Lineage: Eukaryota; Metazoa; Chordata; Actinopteri; Cyprinodontiformes; Fundulidae. The record is from RefSeq and is a predicted model, not a curated record. The transcript is spliced from 19 exons. Gene Ontology annotation, biological process: protein phosphorylation. Gene Ontology annotation, molecular function: protein serine/threonine kinase activity; ATP binding. The coding region runs from base 273 to 1892 and encodes 539 amino acids.
GGGGUUGAUUUGGCAGGCCGAGCCGAGCCUAUUUGGUAGCCGCACCGCCACGAAGGUCCAGCAUUUGCUCGGGAGGAAUGCGGUAGGCGGGGCCGCGCUCGGCUGGUGUCAAACUUUGGGAAUGACAGGAGUGCUGCGGGAUUCGCGAAGAAGGGGAAGUGUCGCCCUUGCUGGCUCUGUUUGGAUUACUUUGACUUGUUCUCAGUUGCAGUUUCUGGCGGAUUUAGCACUUUCCCACAGAUAGUAACAGCCUUUAACAGACUCUCUCAACCAUGUCCGAGGACCCGAGCUCCCAACCCUGGUCCAUCAACAAAGAUGACUACGAGCUCCUGGAGGUGAUUGGGAGUGGAGCCACAGCUGUGGUCCAGGCCGCCUACUGCACACCCCGAAAGGAGAAGGUCGCCAUCAAACGCAUCAACCUAGAGAAGUGCCAGACCAGUAUGGAUGAACUCCUGAAAGAGAUUCAGGCCAUGAGCCAGUGCCACCACCCCAACAUUGUGUCUUACUACACAUCCUUCGUUGUGAAGGAUGAACUGUGGCUGGUUAUGAAGCUGCUCAGUGGGGGCUCUGUGCUGGACGUGAUCAAGCACAUCAUCUCACGCGGCGAACACAAGAACGGCGUCCUGGACGAGGCCAGCAUAGCCACCGUGUUGAGAGACGUCCUCGAGGGACUGGAGUACCUACACAAGAACGGGCAGAUCCACAGAGAUCUCAAAGCUGGAAACAUUCUCCUUGGAGAUGAUGGUUCUGUGCAAAUAGCAGACUUUGGCGUCAGUGCCUUUCUAGCCACAGGUGGUGACAUGACCCGAAACAAAGUGCGCAAGACGUUUGUGGGAACGCCGUGCUGGAUGGCCCCGGAGGUCAUGGAGCAGGUGAGGGGUUAUGAUUUCAAAGCCGAUAUCUGGAGUUUUGGGAUCACAGCUAUUGAGCUCGCCACUGGAGCCGCACCUUAUCAUAAAUACCCACCAAUGAAGGUCUUGAUGCUGACGCUGCAGAAUGACCCGCCGUGUCUGGAGACCGGUGUGACGGAUAAGGAGAUGGUGAAGAAAUAUGGCAAAUCUUUCAGGAAGAUGAUCUCCUUGUGUCUACAGAAGGAACCAGAGAAAAGGCCGACAUCAUCAGAGUUAUUGAAGCAUAAAUUCUUCACGAAAGCAAAAACCCACGAGUACUUGCACGAGAAGCUGAUCCUAAGGGCUCCCACAAUAACGGAGAGAUCGAAAAAGGUACGACGGGUGCCCGGCUCCAGCGGACGGCUCCAUAAAACGGAGGACGGCGAGUGGGAGUGGAGCGACGACGAGUUCGACGAAGAAAGCGAGGAGGGCAAAGCAGCGGUCGCCGCUUUAAGAGAGCAGCAGUCGCCGAGAGUGAAGGAGGCUUUCCAGAAUUCAGAGCUUUUCCAGACUCCUGAGCCUUUAAGUAGUCACCUCCAGCCGGGUCAGGCGGAGCUACCUCACGCUGCUGGCCAACCUCUGCUGCAGCCCACCCAAGUCAACACUCAACUCCCUGGCCAGGCCGCGUCCCCCUCGCCCAGUGCUCCUCCUCCUCCUGCUGCUCCUGCUGCUAUUCUCACUCAGAUUCCAGCUGCCUCAGGAGACGCCAACACUCCCAUUAGUUUGGUAUUAAGGUUAAGAAAUUCAAAAAAGGAGCUGAAUGACAUCCGCUUUGAAUUUAUGCCAGGAAGAGACACCGCGGAUGGAGUGUCCCAGGAGCUGGUGUCAGCGGGCCUGGUGGACGGGAGGGACUUAGUAAUCGUUGCUGCAAAUUUGCAGAAGAUAGUUGAUGAGCCUCAAGCCCAUAAAAAUGUAACAUUCAAGCUGGCUUCUGGGGUUGAAGGAUCUGAAAUACCAGAUGACAUCAAGCUGAUGGGCUUUGCUCAGCUCAGCAUUAGUUAAACUGUCGUUCUGCCUGGAACCGUGACUUGCCUAAAAAAUGUGAAAAUUAAAAAAACAAACAAAAAAAAACAUAGUUUAAUGCAUUUUUCUUCUCUUUCCAUGGCUGUAAAGAAACCACUACUGCCAAAGAAAAUAGUACCAUUUUGCUACCCAUAGGAUUAUCCAAUACCACCUUGGUGGAUUAGGUGGUCAGACGUCGCGUCAGAGCGUACAAUGCGGGAAUCGCUCAAAGUUUACAGUGCACAUGUAGAAGAGGAUGCGAGCAUCUGCAAGAAAAUGUUUCCAUCCAACAUUCUGGGUUCCUUCAUCCUGUUAUUCCCUCGUUACCAUGUGAUGCUUUUGCACAAUCUGAUCCAACACCCUCGAUAAGUGUAACAAUGCCUUAUAGCCAAGAGAACUACUGAAUGCACGUUUCGGGGACGCCCCCUUAUACCCCCCCCCCCCCCCCCCCCCCCCCCCCAGCCCCAUUUGGAGCGAUGUGUCGUUUGAAUGUGGCCUCAGGUGCUGAUGCCAAACUUUUUACUUUUUUUUUUUUUUUCUUAAGUGAGUGCUUAUGAGAUGGAAAAUAAAGUAAUGCCAAAAUAUGAUUAUUAUGAUUUCUCUUCAGUCUUUGCUGUGUGAGACUGAGUAUAGCAAAAAUUGUCAUGUGGUGAUUGUUAGUUCAGAACUCUUGUUUUUUUUUUUUUUUUUUUUUUUUUUUACUGGGAUACAAUUUUGGUGUCAUUUUAAAAACGGGUAGUAUAGGAACAAAAUUAGGCCCAACAUAUUUUGGACAUGUGACUCUAGCUGGAUAUCAAUGUGAAAUAGUGUCUCAAAAAUAAUUAGUGUUGAUGAAACUAUGGAUAUUUUUAUUUUUGAGAUUUUUUUUUUUUACAUAAUCUUUGUGUAAAACUUAGCUGCCUUUAGUUGUAUGAGCUUCUUGAGUGUAAAAAAAAAUAGAUUUAUGCACAGUACUCGCACCUGAGACUGAUUGGAUAGUGAUUAAUCAAAAUGGCCAAUGAGAAAAUAAACAUUGUAUAAUUAGGUUAGGAAAAAAUGUUGGCAAAAUUAAAGGAUUACUUUAAAUCUAAAUUUACUGCUAUGAAUAACUUUGAGCUUAACUAUAUAAUAUUUGGAGACCUAUUUGUCGCCUACACCAGGGGCAUAACUGAGCUUUCAGCCCCUUAACUCCGCAAAAUUAAUAAGAACUUUGAUAAUUAUAUUAAUCAGCAAGCUAUUUGACCUGUUGUUUUAUGUAUUAAUUGAAUUAACAUUUUCUAAAAGGGGUUGGGCUUCACUACAUCUCUUUGUUACACUCUGCAAAAAAAACAAAUUUAAACCACUAAAAGAAAAUUUUUUACACAGGCUUCCAGCAUUUAAUUGAUAGCAUUGCCUAAUUAUGACUCAUUAGGAUUUGAUUAGAAUACUUUGUCUUAUCAACCUGCUUUCUUCGUAGUGCGUUGACAUGUAGUCUCUCAACGUCCAGCAGAAAAUGUAUAUUUGUAAACAGAAUUGGUUUGCAUAGCUGAGGGCAAAACGCAUCUUAAAACCACGUUUAGUCACCAAUUACGUGUAUUUUCUCAGACACCCGACACCUUUGAGGUCUAACCAGUUUCGUCCUGCAACAUGCAAGAUUCAUUGUGCUACUCUAAAACCACAACGUUUCAAGGCAUCUGACGAUGGCAAAUGUGUGGUCAAAGUUUUUAGUUUUAAAAUUUACGCCAAACUUUAUGACACAUGGCCAAAAUGGUUGAAAGUACCUGUGUGCCACAAAAGUUCUGGUUUUGAAGAAACUGCAUGCAACAAUUUUAAUGAAUGGAACUAUAGUCUGAUUUUUGUAGAAAAGCGAUCUGUAAGUCAUUGUAGAUCAAAAAUUAAAAAAGAUUCUUGCACUUAUAUCUUCUCAAAGGAAAUACAUUUUGUUUUAAUUUUAAAAUUUGCUUGUUUUCUAUGUUCUUGGCCCAGAAAAUAAUUUUAGUCUCGGCACAGAAAUAAAAGCAUAUGGCUCACUGUUUCGUUAAAAAUGCCUGUUGCCAGCUCUGCCUUUCAGUAAAAUUCGCUGGAUGUUUGUGAUUAUUCCUAUUAUUAACCUUGUGAUCUUUCUUUGAUUUUAGUGUCAUCGUAAAAGACAUUCUUUUAUUUUUGAAUCUAUUUUUCAAUUUAAAAAUAUUUAAGGUUCAGCAAAAAAAAAGCCCUGAAAAAUUAACUGUCUUCCAUAUGAACUACCUACAAUAGAGGUCCAAACUAUUUCAACGGAUAACUCUGAUUUACAUAAUUUCCAAUAUGUUUACAUCAUUCACCAGGUUUGUUUUUUAUUUUUUACUCUUUUUGUGACUAAAAUGGUUGCUGAUGCCAUCUGCUCAUUGUUUUAAGUAUCCCGUUAAGUAUAUUCAAAGUACCCGCUGCUAAACGCUCCCACUAAUAGUUUUUGUAGACGAAUUUAUCCUUCAUCCAAAAUGAAAAUUUCUGGUAAAUUAAGUUAACGCUACAGUUAAACUGUAUGCAGAGCUCGUUUCCUGGGAUUUUGAAAGCAAGGAAUCAACUUGGUUCUGAAUGCAUUUUUAGCUCAAGAGGCUCAUACAAAGGGCGGUGAAGUUUUUAAAAACGGCCCAAAACUACAUCCAAAGGAAAUACAGUAAUGUCUGGGGCAUUUUGCUUCACAGUGUUAAAAAAACGGAUUUAUCAGUACAAGCUAUUUCUGUCCUAAAUGUAUUCCUAAAUGUAAUGAGAGAUAAUUUCUAGAAACUUCCGAACGCCGCUCUUUUUGUCAGACACGUGUAAAUACGUUGUUUGACUGUUUUAAGCGAUGGAUUUUACGCAUCAGGUUGACUCAAACUGUGCAUAGAUAUGAAGGCUUCAGUUUAUGGUUUACACGGAGACUUGAUGAACUCUUACUACUUAGAUCAAAUAUUUGAUUAUUAACGUCGAUGGAUAAAUAAAAUUUGGGAAAUUCACUUGUAAAUAUACAAGUGUACCAAAAAUAAACGAGUAGGUCCCCUUGGCGGGUUCUUCUUUGUCGAAGCGUUUCGUCACUUCUCCAGUCUGAAGAAUCAACAAGUUUAAUGGUGACAAUCCCAACUGGUUGCUCACUUUGUCACCAUUAAACUUGUUGAUCCAUUAUGCGACAUUGCUGCUUAUAAGGCUGAGUUUACCUGCAACUCCUCAGACUGGAGAAGAGACGAACCAUUUCAACAAAGAGGAGUCCAUCCAAAGGUCCGAUGAAAGUUCUUUUUUUUUUUUUUUUAAACUGGAUUACUGAGAAGCAUCAGCAUAGACAAGUGUACGUUAAAAAAAAAAAAAAAAGUUAUACUGGGCGGUGGCAAUUCCUGCAUGCAGGUAGAUAAAAACAUGGAGAUUCUGGGGUGGGAUGCAAUGCAGUUCUGCAUAAACAUCAUCAUCUAGUCUCACUAAUCUCUGCAUCAAGCUGGGGGCGGGGCACCAACUCACCAUUGACUUAACCUGCAUAAAAGCAAUGGAAAACUAGGGUGGAACUGACUCAUGUGUAUUUAAUUUUUUUUAAAUCAUUUCUAUCACCCUUACUAGUGCGACCAUUGGCACCUGCCAAAAUGGUACAUGUCGCUGAUAAAAGCUUACAGCUGGUCUUCCUUUUUGGCUUUUUCCAAUUUCAUGGGCUGAUUUAUACUUCUGAUGUUAGAACUGUGCUCGUUAAAGGUUGUUGCGUUAAUUGAGGGGGGUCAUCAGAGAAAACCUGAAAGCCUUUCUGUUAAAACAGGCGUUAAACUUCAUGUGAUUUUUUUAUUUUUUAUUUUUAUUUUUUGCUGAAUUCACAGUGUAGCCCCUGAAACGUUCUUACUACCUGAUAUUAGUUUCCGAAAUUCACAUUUAUUUUAAUGAGGCUGAAAAUAAGUACUUGACUUACACUUUAGGAUGUAAAUAGUGUCAUUUGCCUAUGUUUUGACGCUGUUUCACCUUUUUUUUUUUGUCUCGACAUGAUUGCUGAAACAUGACGCUUGGCACUCUGCUUUGGGUUGUGUACUUGUGAGGGGCUUGAUGUCAGCAACAAUUUGUCAAAUGUGAUGCCCGUUCAUAAUUUCCUCUUUGGAAAUGUGACUAUUUUGGAUAAUAUAGAGUUUAAGUACUAAAUCAACACUUUAAGUUUCCAAAAACCUUUUCUCCGUCGCCCACAAAACGCCAGGCGGAGGCCGUUUACAGCUGCACUCGCGCUUCUUCAUCUUUUUCUCUUGCGGCUGAUAAAUAACAGCGCCAUGAUUGUAAACAGUUGGCAAAGCCCGUUUUCCUUCAAAUUUAGCAUAAACGACUGGGUCAGAGGAACGUGUGUUUUGCAUUUGCUACAUCUUAACAUACCAGCACGGUUUUAUGUAUUUAAUUAGGUGAAUUGUUGUAGUGUCACAGCCCUCCGGAUGCCAUUUUGAAUGAAAUGAAAAAGAAUUUAAUAGAAGAGCUUUGUAUUUUGCCUGUGAAGAUGUAAACUUUUGUGCAAGCCUUAAAUCACAAAUGACCAAGUGUAUUUUUUAUCUUUUUUUUUUUUUUUUUUUUUUUUUUUUGAGAAUUUAGGAGAUAAUUUUGAUUUAGACUUAGUGUCUUUGAAAUGUACGUCCUGAAAAAGACUUACGGCAGGGAGUUGACAAAAGGAAAGGUUCCUGAUGUUCAUCACCUGCUGAUGGUCUCAGGCUGAGCUCUUCAAAGGUGGACAGGAGUUUUGUGUUCAAGCCUUAUGAGAUGAUUGUGUGUGCGUUGUGUAAACGGAGUCUGGCUUCAAACGGAGCUGAAGAUCGAAUGGCUUUGUUCUAUUCCCAAACAAUCUUCUGUCCUGAUUCCACAUCGUCUAACAAAACUGUAGCAACUGAACAGAUCUAAAAGGCAAAACCAUGUUUGUCUAGGACUAAUCAUGGUCGUAAUAUGAUUGCUUUCCUGUUUUUGUUUAGUGUUUUUUCCAUUUUUUUCAGAUCAUUUUGGAGUUCAGGCAUGUUUAUCUUGAUUGUUUUUAUUCAUUAAAAGAAUUUGCAUAUC